CUCGAGUAUUUAUAUAGACUUUUCGUAGUUGAACAGAAGUGAUAUCCGAGCUUUUGAAAUGGCAAGUCUUCGUCUAGCUUUUCAUUUAAUCACCAUCUCCAUUCUCAUCUUCUUCUUAUUAACCAUCUCAACUCCGUCCACCGCCGCCAGAGAAGAAGAAGAUGAACAUGUCUUCGUGAGGAGAAUAGAUCGCAAAUUAAUAGGUCUAAAAAAGAAAGAGAAACUGAGCCAUUUCCGAUUCUACUGGCACGACAUUCUCAGCGGCCGCAAUCCCACCGCCGUGCAAGUAGUUCCGCCGGCGUCGAACACCUCGGCCACACUUUUCGGAUUAAUUAGAAUGAUUGACAACCCAUUAACGUUAAGCCUCGAAAUGAAAUCAUCGAAAAUGGUGGGUAGGUGUCAGGGAUUUUAUGCAUCGGCGUCGCAACAAGAUCUGGGUUUUAUGAUGGUGAUGAAUUUUGCUUUUAGUACCGGAAAGUAUAAUGGAAGCACCAUCACUGUGCUUGGCCGGAACGCCGCGUUGAAUCCGGUGAGGGAGAUGCCGGUGAUCGGAGGGAGCGGGCUUUUCCGAUUUGCUAGGGGAUAUGUUGAAGCUAAGACUCUUAAGUUGGAUAUCCUCACUGGAGAUGCUACUGUUGAGUAUAAUAUUUAUGUAAUGCAUUAUUGAUCAUGUUUUCUUCUGGUUUGUCCUUUUUCUUGUUUUCAUUAUCAUUUCAUAGCUUCUUCAACUCCAUUAUUAUGCUUAAUUAUUGUUUUUUUUUUUUGGGUCCAUAAAUUUGAUUUUAUAAUAAUAUGUACCUUGCGUACAAAUUUUGUAGUCU
Messenger RNA from Camellia sinensis, 821 nucleotides. RefSeq names its product dirigent protein 20. The record is from RefSeq and is a predicted model, not a curated record. Lineage: Eukaryota; Viridiplantae; Streptophyta; Magnoliopsida; Ericales; Theaceae.